GUUCGCUACAGAAGCGAAGCGAGAGACCGUGGGAAUGAAAGAAGAGUGUGUUAGCCGAUUACAUGUAACAUCCAUUAGAAUCAUAGAGGAAUAUUGUGAUAUUGUUAUUAAUAUUACAUCAAGAUUUAGCGAUGUUUUAUGUCAAUAUAUGAGCUAUAAUAACCCACAUGUACUGGAGGAUUCAAAGAGAAGAAUCGAUAAAUUACUUGUAGACUUGAGAAUGGCUUUGACGUCUUCUGCUUAUAGGAGUGAUGACAACGAGAAGAAUCUAAACGUGUUAUCAGCAAGCAAUUCAGCUGUCAAGAAGAGAAAGAGAGUGUUGGGUACAAACGGACAUAUUGGAACACCUAUCUCCGGUCUCAGUUCGGAUGUCAACAUUUUCAAUCCUGGUGUGUACAAGAAGUACGUUUCCCAAAGAUCCAGGGACGAAGCGUCCGAAAAUCUUGAUAAUUCAUUUAAUCUUGAUACAGUUGAAAUGAAGGGUUUGGCUUUUUUGCCCGAUAGUUCAGUAAUUGUGGAUAGCAAUAUCAUCUCGUCUAACGACCUUGGCGAUAGUACUUGGCAUGACAGUCCAAUUGUGAAGCAUUUGCAAUUAUUGAGAAAAAGACAUUGUUUUAACAACAAAGAAGCUACUCGUUUAGAUGACUCUGUAGAUGUGUUAUUAGAAAACAAUGAUUUAGGUUUUUCAAAGCAAAAUAUCGUUGAUUGGUCAAUGAAACUAUUAGAAAGGGAAUUACUGAUUUUGUCAACGGAAAAUAACAACAAUAAUGUAAGGUUUUGUGAUAUUAAUGGCAAUGACUCAGGAAUAUCAGACGUGACUGGUGUUAGUUUUAGAAUGGACAAUAAGAAACCCACAGAUCGUGCUGAGGAGUCUCCUGGCGAAGGCCUUGGGGAAUCGGUACCCAAGAGGCUUCGAACAGAACGACAAGAAGAAACUACCCGAAGUCUUCUAAUCAUAGGUUCAUCUGCGGCUUCAGAAAGACGACUACAAGAUGAAGAGGAAGGUUCCACAUCGGGAUCGUCUUUAUCGGAGUCUCCCACAAAGCCACAAGCAAUGUUUCGUGAGUCAGUUAGUGGGUCUAAGAUUUCAACUUCACGCUCUACCUCCAGUUCAACCUCAUCAGCAUCUUCCGAAGUAUCUUCAAAACAAUUAACCGAAAUCUCACAACCAACAAGUGAACUCAGGUCCCAAGAAGAUGCUCCAACAACCGAAAAAGAUUUAAUUAACGUAACUAUAUCAAUGAAAUCCUGUGGAAUUAUCGAGACGAAACAAGCCUCGUCACAAGUUUCUUCAAUUCUUAUGGGACCAGUUACUUCACAUGCGCAUAUUGAUACGGCUGUUACUGUGACAACCUCUCGACCAACUCAACCUGAUCUCAGCACAGCAACUACAUCACGUGACACUAAUACGGAUAAUCUAUUGGAUAGCGAAUGUGUUCUAUAUUCAAGUAGUCUUCCCAGUAAUCCUCAAGACAUUUCUCCUAUAGACCGAGGUGUUCUUGAUCCCCUUGCCCAAAUUCUCUCCCAGGGCGAUGACAGGCAUUUUAUUCCCAUAGAUGAUGAAACAGUUGCAGACUCUGGGACAAAUAUUCAUGGUACGUCACAGCAUAAUAACUGACUUGUUUUUAUCAAAUCUUUGAAGAAUGAUCAUACAUGUAAUUUUUGUUGUGUAAUAAUACUAAACCAGAUCUAGGCUGCCUCUUUCCUAAACACUAAAAUAGGACCAGUCAAGCAACCCCUGGGUUUGUAUGCCAUAUAUAGAUUGUAGUGUAGGUCCUAGUACUCACAAAUGUUAGAAAUGUUAAACCAGAUAAAAUAUUCAAAAAAAAAUAUUGAAAUUAAAUAGCACAGAUUGUUCAACGAAGUUUAUGGCCAUAAUUUCAAAUUAAACAACCCAAAACAUUUGAUUUUGAUAUCGAUGUUCAAUUGGAUUCUCCCUUGAAUUGGGUGCUGGGGGCUACCCCCCCCCCCUGCCCCACUACCCUUCACGACCCUGGAAAGCACCCUUUAUGUUGAAGUUGUAUAGAGAUGCAUUGUGUCUUUAUUUUGACUUCAAAUUUAUUAUAAAUUAUACUUUAGACAUUUAUUCACAUAACAAGCCUAUAAUCAACUCUGUAGAUCUUCGGAUGGCUGAGAUUUGAACGGAUUAAAACACGGUCGCCAUUUAAUGAUUUAAUUCAAAUAUGGCUAAUCGAGGCUAAGCCUUGAAUAACAAGUACCGCUGUUACGAUAAUAAACAAUCUAUCCUAUAUCUUGUCAAAACUUCAAACAGUGAUAAAGUAAUAUGCAUGACAUUUUCAAUAUAUUCAUUUUAUAUUAUCAAUUUUUGAACUAUUUUACAUAACGCAUUUUUAAUAAACGUGGUCUAAAGCGACACGAAGCUGAUUUUUGGUACGAUUCAACGUUUGAACCUAGAAAAUCUCGUGGGUUUCUCGCGUGUUCUUUCACACUUAAUAAACAGUAUAACCAUGGACGCAGGUGGAACAUUAUUACUAAAAUUAAAAAUUACCAUAUUGUGUUGGUUGUGAAUGAGACUGAUCGGGGGUCAUCUCGGUAGCAAACCACGAAAUAUGCUACGGAUAAGGCAACUAUAAACGAUUACAAACUAGGUAAUAUUGUAGCUCGAUAGCAGAUGAUCCAAGGGAGGUAACUGACAAAUAGUUUACUGUUUGUCAAGAUCAGGAAAGAGACCGAUAAUGUUGUAAGAGAAUGAUCUCAUCACAAUUUAUUGCCCAUUCCCUGUCGACGUAUUACCUGUAUGACUGGCAUCUAAUCUAUAAAUGUAAAAUUGUUUGAAGAUUACAGAAAGUAGGACAUUAAACCCCAUUACAUUUUAUUUGUUCGAAGAUGUUUUCAUUUUGACUUUAAUGUGGUUUCAUUAAUUGUAGUUCCAGUUUAAUUAAAGAUGCAUUAUUCAAGAGCUUAAUCUGCUCAAUACAGAUCUUUCGUUAGGCAUCAAAUGUUAUAUAAAUCAUUAAUUAGACAUAUAUUUACAUGCCAGGUCCAUAAUCAACUCUCUAGAACUUCGGAUGGUUUUAAUUUUCAACAGAUUUAAAUAUGAUUGGCAGUUAAUGAUUUAAUUUAAAAUUGGAUAAUCAUGACUUUGUUUAUUAUCGUAACAACGGUAGCAAUGACAAUCGAGACUACAGUGUUCAGCAAACGGUGAUAACUCCGCUCAAAAUAAAGUAAUUUGACUGAAAUUUUCAACAUAUUCCCUUUUCAGUAUAUAUUUUUGAACUAUUAUAUGGACAACUGUCAGCUCUGUAUCUGAAUCUUACAUAAUGCAUCUUUAAAAUGAGCUGUCAGUUAUGUUUUUGGGGGUUGAAUGGCAUUGGUCAUCUGCCAUAUCAUAUUAUUGGAAGCGGAAAUUUAUUUAGGCUGUAUUAAAUUGUCUGUAUUGGUGUACGGGGUUGCGUGUUGAGGUGAAUUAUGUGAAGAAUCAGGCCACAGGCAAUAUGACCGUGUCCCUGAUUGGUUUAGUGAUCGUAUGGCUUGUGAUUGUAGAAGUGUAAAAUAACAAACUGAAAUUGUAAUAAAAUCAUAAUUUUAUUAGAUUUAGAAUAUUUUACGUUUUGGAUUUAAAUCUUAACCUUAAUUUUACGAUUACAAUAUUUAGAACACUGCAUGCUGGUUUCAUUGUCUGUAUAUUUGAUGAUUGUCGCCUUUAAAAUCGAUUUAUUUCAACAGUUUUAGAAUCCUGUUAGUUUUACUCUAUAAAACUGUUUGUUUUUACGAUGUUUUAUAUUACGGAUUAUAAACGUUAGUCAUAGAACAGAAUUAAUAACAAAAUGGCAGUAUAUAAUGAAGUGCAAUUUAAGAAUUUCAAACAUGUAUAUAGGAAUUUAUAAAUGUUAGGAUUAUAUAAAAUUUAAUCGCUUCAGGUGUUGUAUUUUACAUAAAAUGAAUAUAUUGAGUGUUAUAUGUUUUGUUUUUUUUAAAUAUACAAUUCAUUUGUAAUUUUUUUUGAAAUAAUAUCAAUUAUUAUCCAAUUAUCUACAUCAUCACAAUUGACUCGCGCCAAAUAUGGUUGGCCAUAAACAUUCUUGGUACCCGGUGUAAUUAUCAAUUAAAAGGUUUUAAUUUAAACAGGCUAUGACGUCAGUUUACCUGCCUGAAGAAAAGAUAACCUUUUGGAGAUAUCAAUUUCAGAAUUAAUAAUUUUAUAUUCAUAAAUCGAUCAUUUUAAAGGGAUGAUUUUAUAUUUUCUGUUACAAAUUAAAAGGGUUGUAUGAAUACGCAAUUCAUUGAAAUCUAAGCCAGUGCAUGUUUUACUUAAAUUUAUAUUGAUUAUUGAUUAUAUUGAUUAGAAUAUAUUACCAUUGCUUUAAGAAGCAAUUUUGAUGAUUGCAAUUCUUAACACGAAACUCUGGUUUUAUAUAGCUUUAGUUGGACAUAACAGAAUAUUAUGUUUUUCUUGUUUUUGGGUACAAUCUGGCUAUUAUACACAUAUGCCAUGACUACGAUUAAUAGUGGUUUGUUCUCAUUGCUACUAAAAUGUGUUUCCUUUACGCAGUGAGCUGGAAGGUGGUUGUCGCAUAUCAUAUUCCAAAGGGCAUGUGAGUUGACUGCCUAAUAUAAAUUCAAUGAAGGUCACAUUACGGUAUUUUAUCGAUUAAAACAUGAUAUAUUAAAGAAGACCUUCGGAAUGUCAUCUAUUAAUUGCUAGAGUAAUAUAUCACGUUUUUUCAUUGUUUUCCAAAUGAUCUCUGGGUUCAGAAGAAUUAAAUUGUUUUUCUUUUUUCUUUUUACAUAGAAGUGCGAUUUUAAGACAUGGGCGAUUUCUUUUAAACUGAACGCUGGUCGUUUUUUGAAAGAUUUUUGCUGCCACAUGAAUUUUAUAUUGAUAUUGUGAUAUUAUAUGCUUUUAAAACUGAUUAUUAGAUUAUAUCGUUCUUUUAAUUCUCCUUAAUUAAAUAUAUAAGCUUUGGAAAAAGACAUAAAAAAAGAACCAUGUCAUCUAUCCAUUAGAUUAUUUUGUUUGAGGUUUUAUUAUAAUCAACAAUUUUGUUGUGCAAUAUUUCCAUGUAGCUUAUAUUGGGGUUUCGAUUUGAGUUUUGUUCAAUAGUGUCUAUAAUAUGUGAUACAUAUAACAAAUGUGAUAUUUUGAGAAUAAAAUGGUAGUUGAUUAGUUUAUUAAAUGAUAUACUUUUUACUAAAAUUCAUUAAUAUGUGAUAAGAAUAGAAUCUUUGUAACAUUUUGAAUUACAUUUGUUUCUUUAAUUACAAAUAAAUAUAGAAAGUGGACAUUGUUCGUUCAUAACGUUAAUAACAUUUACAUAGAUUUAAUAUAUAUUUGUUUUAAAAUAUAAAACAUAAACUUAAUAUUGAGUCGUUUUUAAUUUACACAUAAGAGAUGAUUUGCAUCGUGUGUUUAUUCGCUUGAUAUGCUAUACUUAUAUUGAAGAUGUAAUGUAAUUAAUGGUAUAUAACCUUGUAUCACCCUUUAUGAAAUUUGUUAUAUCCUCUGAUGUCCCCCUAUUGUUAAUGUUUUGAUGUAUAUAUGUUACAGAUAUUAUUGACCGCUUGCCAAAUGUUUAUAUAUUAUAGUAUUAUAUAUAUAUAUAUAUAUAUAUAUAUAUAUAUAUGUUUAUCUAGUUUGAAUAUAAAUAUAUCUGUGCAGUAUUAUGGUUAUCGUAAUAUGUCCUAAUGUUACACAGUUUUCACAGCUAUUGUUAUCAAGAAUUGUAAAACAUGUCGGUUCCUCCUCGCCUCCUUUUAGUUAUUUUUUGACCGCAUAAACACUCGAAUUCCAAACCUAAAGAGCUUAUGUUUCUAGUUAUCGUCCAAGACCAACACCCUACCUACCCCCCAACAAAAAAACCCCAAAAAACAAAAAACAAAACAAAACAACACCCCCGAACAUUCUAGGUUCUACAAAACAAAAAGGGUAACUCCGCUCAUUUGAAAAUGAAUGAUAGAUAACAUGUCCGAAAAUGCAGGUUGAUUUGAUUUCACUGUCUGCAUGUGCUAUAUGUUAAUCGGCUAGCCUUAUUAUUUUAAUCCCCAGUCUUAGGCUAAAACUGGAUAUUAUAUUGUUUGAUUUCUUAAAGGCUCGAUGCGUCAUUUGCAUUUUCGCUAAAAUAUCAAAUUUCUCACGACUUAACCCAUGCUAAAUUGAUUAUUUAACAUUUAAUUAACACAGAAUCGAAGUAUCAACGUUCAAUCUUCCGGCUUGGAUUCAAUCGGGUUAAAACUAGACCCAUCAGGUUUCUCCGCUGCCAAUAAAAUAUGGUGGUGUUUUGUUACUAGCGAGAAACACAGAUCGAUGAAAUUUCAAAUUAUCAUAACUUUGCAAAUACUGGAUGGAAUUGAACCAUUUAUAGACUGACAUUCUUAUUACAUAUGACACUUCCACAAUAUUGUAGGGAUUCCUAUAGCGCUAAAUGCCGCAUCGGGCCUUUAAAGAAGAAAGUCUUCCUUUUACACUAACACUGUCAAAAUAUCUAUUAUAACUAUUGUAUUUUAGUCAAAAAGUCUGUUAUAACUAUUGUAUUUUAGUCAAAAAGUCUGUUAUAACUAUUGUAUUUUAGUCAAAAAGUCUGUUAUAACUAUUGUAUUUUAGUCAAAAAGUCUGUUUUAACUAUUAUAUUUUAGUCAAAAGAAGAGAAACAAUUAAGAAGUGAAACGAGACGGUUUAUGUCUCUUUUCCCCAUAGAUAUAUAAGGCUGAUGGUACUUACAUAUGACUAUUGUUGCAUUGAAUCUGAUACUGUAUCUGUUUAUUUUAUUUUUUUGUGGAGAUUUAGAAAUUUUACUGGUAAUAAACGAUCAAACUUUAA
Molecule: messenger RNA, 6778 nt
Organism: Patella vulgata (common limpet)
Lineage: Eukaryota; Metazoa; Mollusca; Gastropoda; Patellidae
Exons: 3
Coding region: 35-1618 (527 amino acids)
Source: RefSeq, a predicted model, not a curated record